UAAAAUACUCCUAACAGUAGAUUUCACCGUUAGUUCCAAAGCUUUGAAACGCACAGGUCAUGAAGCUCAGUCUAAUUACUGCAUAUUCCCGUUCUUCUCCGACCACCGUCACUCUCAUCUCCGGCUAUUCCUAUGCUAAUAAAACGGCGACGUACAGAGUGAAAUUUCCCUCUUCCUUCCGACUCAGCUCUGGCAACAAAAUCUCUAAUAGCUUCUCCCUGACGAUUUGUUCGUUCAAAUCAUCAUCCAACGUUGACUCCACCGGCACCGAAACGGAAGCCUACAAUCAAAGCAUAGAUGGAGAAAUUUCGUCGCUCAAUGUUGAAGUCGGAAGCCCUAGAAUUCUACCAACCUUGUUCAUUCCUAAAUUUAGCUUAAGUGACCAAGCUUUCUUUCUAUUGGCCUUCAUUGCUUGCACGACGUCGGUGGCUUUCACAAGCCUGGUAGUUGCAGCUGUACCAACACUAUUUGCAAUGCGUAGAGCAGCAAUAUCUCUGUCAAAGUUGGCAGACACUGCUCGAGAGGAGCUUCCUAGUACAAUGGCUGCUAUCAGGCUGUCUGGAAUGGAAAUCAGUGACCUUACACUGGAAUUGAGUGAUUUAAGUCAAGAGAUAGCUGAUGGUGUCAACAAAUCUGCUCGAGCUGUGCAAGCAGCAGAAGCUGGAAUCAAACAAAUUGGGUCUCUUGCUCACCAGCAAACAAUGUCAAUGAUUCAGGAGAGAGCAGAUCUGCCAGCCAUAUCUUUGCAGCCAGUUGUAGCUGGGGCAGCAAAGAAGACUUCUCGUGCUGUUAGCCAAGCCACGAGAAGAUUUAUAAAUAUGAUCUCUGGAGGUGAACUUGGCUCAGAAAUGGAAGACAAUGGUGAAGUUGAUGCGGAAUCUUAGAGAGUCAGUACAUUCCACUACUUCACUCGAUCAUUGGCAAACAUGUUUAUAUGUUCCUCACAAACUUUUGAACAUGUAUAGCACAUGUAAAAGCUAUGAUUCAGAACGUUUCUUUCAGUAAAUAUUUAGUCAUCUUUCAAGAAAUGAGAUUGGCAGCUAAAUUUUUGACGCCUCGCUGUGUGGCAAGGAGAGUUUCUUCUGCUCAAAUAUGCGUUGAGAUUGUCAGAACUGCACGGCAACCAUGAUUAUCCUGUUAUUCACAAGUAAGAAUUACUUAAUAUGUUCAAUGUUAUGUUUAAGCAUUUGACAAGAACAAUAUGAAACUUUUUUCGGCUAGACCA
Molecule: messenger RNA, 1225 nt
Organism: Nicotiana tabacum (common tobacco)
Lineage: Eukaryota; Viridiplantae; Streptophyta; Magnoliopsida; Solanales; Solanaceae
Source: RefSeq, a predicted model, not a curated record